CUGAGAACAUCGUUGGCCAAUCAGGCAGGUGCGGAGCCACGCGCUCCUCCUCGCGAGUAUAAUGCAGCCCGCUGAGAGGCAGUCCACGCGCUCCUCCUCGCGAGUAUAAUUCAACCCGCUGAGAGGCAGUCCUGCAACAGAGCAGAUGAACAUGACCCAGGACAGUUUGGAGCGGAGUCCAAGACUUUUUAAAGUACACACCGUGCCAUCGUAGGUCUCCCUGAACAAGUAUUUACUUGAGAAAUGCAAUGGGUGACAUGCCGUCCGUUUACAGUGUGGUGCUCGUGAAAGCGCCUGGAUUUGAUUUCUUGUCCGAGAGAAUGGGGGAAUCUUUAAACCGCAGCGGAAUCCCCUCCAACCACUCGGGCUCGGACCCGGGCAGGUUCGAUGAGGGUUUUGAUAUGACGGCGGACGGGAGUCCAGCUCUGAGGAUCAUGAUCUCGAUUAUCUACUCCGUGGUGUGCGCUGUCGGCUUGGUGGGGAAUUUAUUGGUCUUUUUCCUGAUGAGGGUUCGGCAUGGGAGGAAAAGGUCAACGAUCAAUUUCUUCAUCCUGAACCUGGCUGCGACAGACUUCCAGUUUGUUUUAACGUUACCCUUCUGGGCCGUGGAUACCGUUCUGGACUUCAGUUGGCCCUUUGGAAACGCCAUGUGUAAGAUUAUUCUGUCGGUGACCGUCCUGAACAUGUACGCCAGCGUGUUCUUUCUCACGGCCAUGAGUGUGACCCGCUACUGGUCGGUCGCCUCCGCGCUGAAAGACCGCACGCGUUACACGCGCUGUUCGGUGAAGUGGGUGAGCGCGCUUCUCUGGGUGUCUGCCACCGUUGCCACGGCACCCACCGCUAUAUUCUCCACGGUUACAAACCUCGCCGGGGAAAAGCUAUGUAUCCUCAAAUUUCCCGAUGGUCAGCCCUGGCUUGCUCUAUAUCAUCUCCAGAAAAUCCUUGUAGCUUUUGUAUUCCCCAUGCUUAUAGUCACUAUUUGCUAUGUGCUCCUUCUGCGUUUCGUCCGCUUGCGAAGCAUGAAUAACAACAAUCACCCUAAGCGGAGGUCCAGAGUCACCAAAUCUGUCACCAUCGUAGUGCUCUCGUUCUUUCUCUGUUGGAUGCCCAAUCACGCUAUAACUCUCUGGGGCGUGUUGGUUAAAUUCAACCUGGUUCACUGGGAUAACGCCUUCUAUAUGGUGCAUACAUAUAUAUUUCCUGUGACGGUUUGCCUUGCACAUGCAAAUAGUUGUUUAAACCCAGUUUUAUAUUGUCUCAUGAGAAGAGAGUUUCGGAAAAUGCUGAAGGAUUUGUUCUGGAGGAUAUCAUCGUCCCCUACGUUGUCGAAUAGCUGUCACAUUCGCCCGUUUUCUGGCACACUGAAUGCCGAUAACGACAUUACUCAAGCGAGUAUCCCGCUGCACGUCAUUGAAACCGAGGAGUGUGGCUUGUUCGUGCUGGAGAACGGCCAGUGUGACCCGCUGUCUUCAGCAAACGGCUGACCGGAGGGCGCACUCACCCGUGCGCAACACUGGCCAAGCGCACGCAGAAGCUGCCGGUGCGGCCGGUGCCUGAUCUUUAAGGAUCACUAAAGGAUCGACUCACUAAGGAUCGACAGCUCGACAGGAUGCUUCUUCACAGUCAAAAUGACUCAAACUAUACAGCUUCACACCAAUAACACGAGCACUGAUAUGUGGACAUUUAGUAUUUGUGCCAAAAAGCAUAAAAACAACUUAAGCUUUGACUUAAAGGUAUUAUUAUACUUAAGCUUUGACUUAAAGGUAUUUUUUAAAGCUUUGCAUGACAGUCCAGUGCCUCUUUUAAAUGUUUAUAAAACCGAGGAAUGCGACAGACCCAUUAAUGAUCCAAUUACGCUCUAUCUAUCUCUAUCUACACACUGUCUACCAACACCAUCUCUUGUGAAAAACAGUUCUACUGAACUCAGAACCAGUAGGCUACUGGAACAUAGCAUGGGUCUUUUAUUAGCUCUCAUAAUUGCCUCAAGCGUUUCUGUUUCUGUUAUCAGCUGAACAUCGGUGGCGAGCAGGCGCGUGCAAACAAGAGCGCUGGAGAUUGUAAAAUGUCAUAAAAGUGUUUCCGUAGAGGGUUAGGGUUAGGGUAGCAUGGCAGUCACACUUUAUGAUAUUAUUACACAUUUCAUAAUCAGUGAGCUGUACCUCUUUACCCACUCAUACAUGUGCACACACACACAAGCAUGUGUGGAACUAAGCUUCAGUUGCACAGAACAUUUCAGACCUGGACAGGGCAGGGAUGCAGUUUGAAGAAACUACAACAAACCCAGUUUAUGAGGCAGUUACUGUGUUUACCGGGAAGUUAUAGUAUAUUAUAUAUGUAUUCCACCCUCCACCCCUUCGGUGCUCCUGAAGCGACGCUUUUGAUUGGCUCAGAGACUGAUGCGCUCAGAGAGAGGGUGUGGCUGAGUCACGCCGGAGGAGGCGGGGCUUCGACAGGCUCCAGUGCAUCACAAACGUCAUCAUCGUCGAGAGGGACAAUCCCAGUUCGGUCAUCGUGGAAAGUUUGUAUCUGGAUCAGCGUGAUCCACUCCAAUGUUCUGAUCCAGUUUAAACUAUGUGAAAGCACUCAAGCUGAUUAAAGGAGUAAUGUUAACACAAACUAACAUUAGUACCUGUGAUUAUUACUGACUGCCAAGAGCCAUUAUUCACCGAGGGAGGUGUGGGAUUAUUGCCAUAUGCAGGACAGAAUGGGCCACAUGAAUUGCUAAUCUGUGAGGUUAAACUGCAGCCUAUGCAGAAACUGGGCUAUGCUAAAUGUUAUUCUGUAUGGUACUAAACUCUAUGGUUCUACAUGUAGCCCGUGUACUCUUUCCCUAAAUGUUACAUUUAUAUUUACAUUUAGUCAUUUAGCAGACGCUUUUGUCCAAAGCGACGUACACGGGAGAGCUAAGAGCAAUAGACUGUGAAUCUGUAAUGUUAUUCUAUAUGGUUCUAAACUCUAUGGUUGAUUCAUGUAGCCCGUGCACUCUUUCCCUAAAUGAGGUUUUCCAUAAUGUCUUGCUUCAGGGUUUGCACAUUUCUAUCACAGCCCAUUUGCAGUGCACAUAGGUGAACAC
Molecule: messenger RNA, 3073 nt
Organism: Clupea harengus (Atlantic herring)
Lineage: Eukaryota; Metazoa; Chordata; Actinopteri; Clupeiformes; Clupeidae
Product: relaxin-3 receptor 1-like
Biological process (GO): positive regulation of cytosolic calcium ion concentration; G protein-coupled receptor signaling pathway; calcium-mediated signaling
Cellular component (GO): membrane; external side of plasma membrane
Molecular function (GO): C-C chemokine binding; C-C chemokine receptor activity
Source: RefSeq, a predicted model, not a curated record